This is a messenger RNA of Drosophila bipectinata, 1107 nucleotides long. Its product is annotated as alcohol dehydrogenase-like. Gene Ontology annotation, cellular component: cytoplasm. Gene Ontology annotation, molecular function: alcohol dehydrogenase (NAD+) activity. Gene Ontology annotation, biological process: alcohol metabolic process. The record is from RefSeq and is a predicted model, not a curated record. NCBI's taxonomy places the organism in Eukaryota, Metazoa, Arthropoda, Insecta, Diptera, Drosophilidae.
UCCUUAAUUCAAAAUUUUAGUUCAUACUGGGCCUCCAUUACGGAUACAUCAAAAUUUACUAAGCCUUAGAAAAACAACUUUUGGAAAAUGUUCACUAAAUUAUGUAGACCAGUUCCUUCAAUUAACUUUCGGACUGUAAAAUGUUUCUGUAAGCCACGACAAUUGAACAAAUAUUACAAUAUAAUCGCUAGAGCAAACUGCAGUGCAUCGUCAUCAUUUCUCUGUGACAAGAAUGUGAUCUUCGUGGCUGGUCUGGGAGACAUUGGGCUGGACACCAGCAAGGAGUUGCUUAAGCGCGACCUGAAGAACCUGGUUAUCCUGGAUCGCAUCGACAAGCCGGAACUCGUUUGCGAGCUGAAGGAGCUCAAUCCCAAGACGAAAGUCACCUUCAUGCCCUACGAUGUGACCGUGCCGAUUGCCGAGUCCAAGAAGUUGUUGAAGAAAAUCUUUGACAAGCUGAAGUGCGUGGACAUCCUGAUCAACGGAGCUGGUAUUCUGGAUGACCACAAGAUUGAAGCCACCAUCGCUGUCAACUACACGGGUCUGGUGAACACCACCACCGCCAUUAUGGAUUUCUGGGACAUUCGCAAGGGCGGACCAGGCGGAAUUAUCUGCAACAUUGGCUCCGUGACUGGCUUUAAUCCUAUUACUCAAGUGCCCGUUUACUCUGGUUCCAAAGCUGCUGUGGUCAACUUCACCAGCUCCUUGGCCAAACUGGCUCAUAUAACCGGAGUGACCGCCUACACUGUGAACCCCGGCAUCACCCGCACCUCCCUGGUUGCAAAGUUCAACUCCUGGCUGGAUGUCGAGCCCGAUGUGGCCGAGUUGCUGCUAGAGCACCCCACCCAGUCGACCAAGGAAUGCGCCACCAGCUUUGUCAAGGCCAUCGAGAAGAACAAAAACGGCGGUCUCUGGUUCCUAGACCAGGGCAUCCUGGAGGACAUCAAGUGGGACAAGCACUGGGACCCGUGCAUCUAAGGAGAAUACUCGCAUGCCACUAGUAUUAGUUAUAAACCUAUAUAUGUACACGCAUAACAAUGGUGGUUGUGCCUUAUUGCAAAUCAAAUCACUUUUCAAUCUGAUACGGUAAUAAAACUGUAGAAGAUU